UCUUUUCCUCAAGUCUGUCAUUCCAAUCACAAAGCCUUAUGACAAAACCGUGCUCUGUGAAACACUGAACUGAUUUAGCAUGGGUCAGUUCUCUUGGCGCGAGCGCAGUGGCUGUUAGCUUCGGUUCCCCUGUUCAAACCGGCCUGCUGGAGAGAUUUUGUGGUCACUGCUCGAGGCGCCGUUGCCCUUCUCUGCUGGUCGCCUUAACCUCUUUUACUGAAGUAUACAAAGAGUCGAACAGAACCAACCUCCGGUUUCGCCAGGUUUGUGCUCAUGCAAACGACUGACAAAUCUGGCCCGCAAAUUGACGCUGGCGUGAGAGCGUAAGCGAGGGUUCUGAGUCCCAGAUCUCCUCUCGGUGGAAAAUCAAUCCCCUCUUAAGUGCCGUUUGAUGAAUGCACCACAUUUUGACGUCUCAAUCCAGACAAAAAAAAUAUCCUUUUCUGAUGCGCUCUUUUAAUGGCUUGCUUACCUGCUCACUCAGGCAUCUUCUGGACCGUAUUGUCAAAAUGCUUUUUCCACAAGGCUCCACCCGGGGGUCUGCCGGGCCCUGAGGUGAGUUCUCAUCGCAUUAUGUCAGACAGGCGUGGUAGUGCUUCGCCACGUGGGCUGCGGCCUUGGCAGGUUUUUGAGCCUCGACCUCUGCGUGCGUUUGUACAAAAACGCGAGGAAGUAGUUAGUCCGGUGCAUCUGUGUCACUGCGGGGGCUAGACUCUUGACUCAGAUUCUUGACAGAAAACGUAUUUGUUUUGAAUUUCCGCUUCCACAUUUCGGCCACGUGGAGUUGGACGUGAAGUCACAGCAAUUCAAACUUCCAAGUGUGUGUGUGUGUGUGUGUGUGUGUGUGGCCGACACCACCGAACCGUUGAUGGGAGGGGUCCCAAUGAGCCGGGAGGGCGCAGGUGUCUUGGCGGUCCCCGUCUGCAGCCAAGUGGUUCAGCCGUAUAGCACCACUGUGACUCAGUGUCUACCCACAGCCGGUGUUUACAACUCUUAUCAACAUGGGAGACGCAGGAUGUGGCUUAUCUCGCUGCUGUGUGUUUAUUUUGAGCAUUUUUCUUCAGGGGAAGUGAACUACUAACGGGACCCCGAGGCUGUACAGUCUGGGUAGACUGAGCUUGACUGGGCCACAGCACAUGGGAGCUGACAUAUAACGGAUCAUUAAGCCGCGUGUUGUAAAGAACCGAAAGGCGCAGACCUAACUGUUUUCCAUUCUCCCCGUUUCAGAUAAGACUUAGCUGGGCCCUGUUGAUGUUUCUAGGGGAAGAGGCUGUGAUAAAUGUAGUGUAUGUCGGGAGGAAGGACGGCUCUAACACAACAUCCCACCUCACUCAGGGCUCCAUGGCAAGUUGAGAGCUGCCCGAGGAGCCCACACCACCGUGACGCCCCACUGCCACUUUCCACAGCCUGAGGGGAACCGGGAAGCAGCCGGCAGGAGCCAUGCCUGCCCUGGCCACCAGAGCCGGCCACGAGCCAGGUCUGUACGAGCUGCUGGCGGCUCUGCCCUCCCAGCUGCAGCCCCAUGUCAGCCGCCCCGAGGACAACACCUUCCUCCAGGACAUGUUUGGGGAGAGAAGCCUCCACUCGCUGGUCAAGAUCCACGAACAGCUGCAGCUCUACGAAGAGAGCAAACCAGUCCCCGUCCUGGAGAGCGCUGCAGCUCUGGCCCAUGAACUGUCCGAGGAGCUGGAGGGGAAAUCCGCCAACGGGGAAAUCAAAGAGCUUCUCAAACUGCUGGCCUCCCCCCACGUGAAGAGCCUCCUGUCUGUCCACGACACUAUCGCCCAGAAGAGUUACGACCCCGAACUACCUCCGCUGCCUGAUGACAUCGACGACAACGAGGAUUCCGUGAAGAUCAUAAGACUGGUGAAAAACAAGGAACCUCUCGGAGCGACGAUAAGGCGUGACGAUCACACGGGGGCCAUCGUCGUGGCCCGCAUCAUGAGAGGAGGAGCAGCCGACAGAAGCGGGCUGAUUCACGUCGGGGAUGCGCUGAAGGAGGUCAAUGGAAUCCCUGUGGACGACAAGAAACCAGAGGAGAUCAUUCGUAUUCUGGCCCAUUCGCAAGGAGCCAUUACCUUCAAAGUGAUCCCCGGCGUCAAGGAGGAGGAGCCGACCACAGAGCCAAAGGUGUUCAUGAAGGCGCUCUUUGACUACGACCCUAAAGAGGACAAAGCCAUCCCAUGCAAGGAGGCCGGACUAGCCUUCAAGAGGGGCUCCGUCCUUCAGAUCAUGAGCCAGGACGAUGCGACCUGGUGGCAGGCCAAACACGAGGGGGAGGCCAAUCCCCGCGCCGGCCUAAUCCCAUCCAAGCAGUUCCAAGAGAGGAGAUUUGCACUGCGGCGACCUGUUGCGACUCUCCCGCUGCAGAGGACCUCUAGCCUUCGAUCAUACGAUGUGGCUGUAGAGUUUGAGGACGCUGACUAUAGUAGCGGAUUCCAGCUAGCUGGGUUCAGGAGGAGCUUCCGUCUGAGCAGAAGGGACAAGAAGACCAACAAGUCCAUGUACGAGUGCAAGAAGAGCGAUAUGUACGACAUGGCCGACGUGCCCACGUACGAGGAGGUCACCCCGCACCGCAGGCCAAGCGGAGACAAGCACAGGCUGGUGGUCCUAGUGGGACCCGCAGGCGUCGGCCUGAAUGAGCUCAAGAGGAAACUGUUGAUCUCAGACCCCCAGCACUUCAGUGUGACCAUCCCACACACCAGUCGGGCCAAGAAGAAACAGGAGAGCGACGGCGUUGAGUACCACUUCAUCUCCAAACAUCUCUUUGAGACGGAUAUCCACAAUAACAAGUUCAUCGACUACGGCGAGUACAAAGGGAACUACUACGGCACGAGUCUAGACUCCGUACGCUCCGUCCUCUCCAAGAACAAAGUGUGCCUGUUGGAUGUCCAGCCUCCUACCUUAAAGCUCCUGCGGACGGCGGAGUUUAAGCCCUUUGUCGUGCUGGUGAAGCCUCCAGCGCUCGAGAGACUGAGGGAGACCAGACAGAACGCCAAAAUCAUAUCGGGCAAGGACGACAAGGGGUCCGCCAGGGCUUUCACGGAGGAGGACUUCCAGGAGAUGAUGACCGCCGCCCAGACGUUGGAGGCCCAACACGGCCACCUGUUCGAGAAGGUCAUAGUGAACGAUGACCUCUCGGCGGCCUUCGGCGAGCUCCGGUUGGCGCUGAAGAAAGUGGAGACGGAGACCCAAUGGGUUCCGGUCAGCUGGACUCACUCCUGAGAUCCACACGGACUGUACGAGGAGAAAAGGGAAGGGCUUUGGCGAAAAUAUGCAGGUUUUUUGAAAAUCUUUCUAUGUCUGCUAGUGUUUGGGGGGGUGGGGAGAACGGGAAUAAAACUGCUGCGUCGCCAUACCUGAGCUGCACGGAGCUAAAAAAAAAAAGAGAGAAGCUUUUGCGUGAGAUCGGGCUGGAUUUAGACCUCUGUCGUAGUCUGGAUGCGGACCUCCAGGUCCGAGCAGAUCCGACAGGGGCCGAGGCUGAGGGGCGUCCGUCCAGAACGCGGUCCUUGGACAUCAAUCUGGGUCUCAGUCUGGGCCGCACAGCCAUGGCAACGGGGUCGGAGCUCCUCGGUCCAAAACCAGAACGUGGAACGAGCCUGGACCAUUGCCUCACCAGCGAGUCCUGCCAGCACAUCAGCAACCGCGCCAACCAGGACUCCAUCUUUAGUGUGUUUAUAACAUUAGGCCAUUAGAAACCAAAGGGAUUGACACAUUUCUUUCUUGUUGGACAACGUACAUGCAUAUGUCUGUAAAAGAACACUUAACGGGGGAGAGGGGGAGAGAGGAAAACAUAUUUGCCUUCUGUCUUACUGUAUUUCUGUACUUCUGUAAUGCUUCCAUAACUGUUACUCCAAACAAAGCAUCGUCUGGUACAGUCCCGAGAAAGGGCAGUAAGUGUAAUUUUAUUUAAGAGAAAUUAAUAUAUUUUCUAAUAUCCGCCUUUUAUACACGUAUCCUGACUCCUGAUCUCAACUGUAGCCACCGAUCUGACAGCUCCUCGCACCCGAGGCGUCUCGUCUUUCAGUCAAGACUAGUUUUCCCCCUACAAAGCACACAGAGAGCCAUUUUUAUUUAGGUGUUAUAUAUUCCAUUUAGGAGCAUUAUGAAAAAAGCCCUUCAAACGAAGGUGCCCAACAUAACAGCUUUGCCAUUUAAUGUCUCAGAACUGGACACUUUUUGGCAGCCUGCUAGAAGAAAAUGUUCACAAUUGUGUUUUAUUAGGGUGGAGUCUUUAUUUUUAUUCACAUGGCUGCAGCGAGGCUGCUAAUAGAAGGUCUGCAGCACACGUCCAGGGUUCUAACUCAGAGAAAUGCUAAGUAGCUGCCCUGGACUUUAUGAGCAUGAGAAGUUUAUUGCUAAUUUGAGUCCUAUUCCCGGUCUGACUGACUUACUUUUUUUUUUUUUUUUUUUUUUACUUCUAACUGAUUUUCACAGCAGCCAGUUAUUAAUCCUGGCUGUAUUAUUAUUAUUAUUACUGUCACUAACAAUGGUACAGCCCCCUGGUAGCUUCUCCUUUCUUUGCUGAUGAAUGAUGAAGAGCAAUAUUUGACACUUUAAAGGAAUAGUUUGCCACCUUACUUAUAGUGAGACGAGAAGGUCGACGCCACUUUCAUGCAUAUAAUAUUAUUGAUGAACCUUGAGGCGAUUAGCUUAGCCUAGUUUAGCUUAGCAUAAAGACUGGAAACAGGGGUCAACUGCUAGCCUGGCUCCGUCCAAAGAUCGGAAAUAUGCAGCAGCUCUAAAGUUGUGGUUUUAUGAACUUGUGUUUUCACUCCGUGAACAAUUUAUUUAUUAAUUUGUAAGCUUUAAAGGAGCUGCUACACGUAUAUUUUUUAAACUGUGGCGAGAGCCAGAGUGGUUGUCUCCCCAUGCGUUGUGUUUAUGCUAAGCUAAGCUAAUUAUCUUCUGCCUCUGGCUCCAUACAUAGAGUACAGCCAUGAGAGUGGUAUCGAUUACUAACCCUUGGCAAAAAAACAACAAUAAGCAUAUUUUCACAAAGUCAAACUGUUUCCCAAACGAUGUAUUUUGACCAUUUGGUUUUUAUACUGUGCGAAUGAAUUUCCUCUCAUACACUAGCUUUAUGUCCAGCUCAGGUUAUACUGCCCAAAUUUCUUUAUGUUCGUUUAUUCUACCUUUUCCACCCACUGUAAUAUUUAUACAUUUGAUUUAUGUCCAUUUUUAAAAAAAGGGUAAUAUGAGUGUUCAGUAAUGACACAUUUUAAAGGGACUUUAACGCCCCGAGUCUUUUAUUCAUUUUAGUGUCACAUUAAAUCCCCUCUUUAUAUAUUAUUUCACUCGUUCACUUGUUCAUAUUUCACCCCUCUGUCAUCUACUUUAUCGAUCAGAAUCAGAUUUGUACAGUCUCCAGAAAAUAUUUUGAAUUUCCUGCUGUAAAUGAAAUGCUGUUGUAUGAAUUGACAUUAUUCUUGAUAACUGCUACAUUUUAUAUUAAAGAAAAUCCAACUAAA
Messenger RNA from Anarrhichthys ocellatus (wolf-eel), 5474 nucleotides. RefSeq names its product MAGUK p55 scaffold protein 7a (gene mpp7a). NCBI's taxonomy places the organism in Eukaryota, Metazoa, Chordata, Actinopteri, Perciformes, Anarhichadidae. The transcript has 19 exons. Gene Ontology annotation, molecular function: protein binding. The record is from RefSeq and is a predicted model, not a curated record. Bases 1441 to 3225 code for a protein of 594 amino acids.